AUUUAUUGAAAUACUUACUUGUCUAACGAAUUGCAGCUGAUUCAUGUCGAUGUGUUUCUUUUCCUUAUCUUUGGUUGCAGUUUAAAUUAACUUUAAUUUCAUGUGAUGCGUGUAGUUUAGCAAAUUUCCUUCUUUAAUCUAAAUAAUUUACUUUAUCGCAACUUACUCAACGUUAGUUAUCAAAUUUUUAAAUUCCAGUCGGUGUUAUUUCAAAUUAAAUGUGUAAGGAAAUUUAGUUUUAUAAAAUCUUAAACCAUUCCCGUCGAACAUCAAACACGGAGAGCGAUUCGACUCGUACUGGGCAAGAAAUCGCGAAGGAGUGAGUGGCAGCUUUUUCUUGUGCACAAAGAAAUCCCUCCAAUGCAAACAAAGAACGAAACGACGCACUGUGGGCCAGAUCCCUGGCCCACCGUGCGACGUGGAAAAGUAAAUAUGCUUUCUGACGAAAGAGCGCGUGGGGUGUGCGGAAUGAAAACUCGUAUACAUUUAGCUUGAGGGUUUGUAACUACUCAAGAUCAGUCCUUGUCUGAGGUCAACAUUUCUAAUUGUAACUUACAAUUUAAUCUCUGGAAAAUAUGAAAGAAGAACUACAAAUUUCCCAGAUGCGUCAAGCUAUACAAAAUCCGAUCAUUCUUCAAUGCAUAUUUCAAAACAAGUCUGUUCCUGGGAAAACAUUACGACUCGUCUGCCACUUAUGGAAUGAAAUCGUCCUCUCCCUUCCCCAACCAAAGUUGACCCUUCGAUUUUCCCCUUUGCCCUCGAGGAACUGGUGGUUAUCAACACACUCCGAUUGCAGCACAGACAUCCCAUUUAAGUCAUUUUGCGAGAAUAUGGAGCCCAAACUGGCCAGAUGUAUAGGUGAAGAUCCAUGUCUAUCUAAUCGUUGUCCUGCGCACCAAAAAAUCUGUACUGCUGAAACCAAAUUGCUCUACGUUUCCGAGCACUUCAGUCCAACCGUGGUAGAUUUGACGGUAACCUUUGCGGGUGAAGACGUCAUCCCAACGUUGUACAAAAUACUGAAAAACUACUGCCCUAAUUUGAAGCGACUAAAAAUUUGCGUCCAAAGGACAACGCACGAUCCUUUACGGCUCGGCAGCCCCGAUGCUCUUGUUCCCUUCAGUCUCCGACCAAAGUUGACCUCUGUCGAAAUACACGAUUUUCUUGAGAACUCUCGCUUCCUUGAGAUGACCCAGUUGAUCCUCAAUUCUGCCUCAAAAUUGACCCGUCUCAUCUACCGUGGCAAAUAUUUUCCAGAUUUAAGUCAACAUUUGGCCCUUAAAUCGAUUACGUUGGAUAUGGAUAAACUGACAACAAAAAAUUCCCCCACUGGCAGCGGUGUUCACGGACUGAACAAGAUGUUGGACCAAGUAAAAGAUCGCCUGGAAUUUUUGCACAUUUUGGGCACUCAUGAAAAUGAAGAAUCUCCACUGGUUGAUUUCCACCUUCCUAGAAUGAAGAACCUUAAAGAAUUCAGAAACAACUUGCUCGAUUUGUUUAAUUGUGGGGACCGACUUCAAGAUAUUUGCUCAGCGAGAAUCCCGACUUUGGAAACGCUGGAGAUUUUUAAGUGGGAAGACAGUUUGGACGAUUUAUUACAGAAUAUUAAGGAAGAGAAGGGUUUAUUUAGUGGAGUAAAAAACCUCCACUUGUCCUAUGUUGAUAACCCCGAAUCAAUUAUUGGAUUGAGGACGGCGUUCCCAAGUUUGGAAGUUUUAUCAAUUCAGCAGUUACACUUGGACGAUGUGAUUACGGAAGUGGGACCACAUCUACGAGCGUGUGCUUCACUCGGAUUAAAAUAUCUAGAUUUGGGGCUGGCAAAUCAUCAUAGACAAUUGUCGAAAUUUCUGCAAGGUUUUUCCAAUUGUGGAAAAUUGGUGCCAGGUCUCCAAAAUUUGGAAAUGCGAUUGGUCUCCGUAUACGAUGACUUGAAACGUGUCGCAGAUGGAACGAGGCUGAUAAAACAGUUUCUCUUGAAAAUGAGGGGAUUGGAAGACGUAACUAUUUCAGGAAUUCUAUGGCAAGAAGAAACAUGGAAAUGGAUGAUGUCCUUCAUUGACAAGAAUAAGAUUCCAAUUAAAUUUGAUACAUAAGUAAUUCUUCUUUUUCUACGGCUCCAUUUAAUUAUGUACAUUUCUUAGACUAGAAUUCAAUAAUGUUUUCUUAAUUUUCGAACAAUUAAUUGUUAUGUAUGUAGUACUUUAGUGUUGACAAUAAAGAGGUUAAUAUUUAGACUUUA
Folsomia candida is the source of this 2236-nucleotide messenger RNA. RefSeq lists its product as uncharacterized. The record is from RefSeq and is a predicted model, not a curated record. NCBI's taxonomy places the organism in Eukaryota, Metazoa, Arthropoda, Collembola, Entomobryomorpha, Isotomidae. The transcript is spliced from 7 exons. The coding region runs from base 576 to 2090 and encodes 504 amino acids.